This is a messenger RNA of Topomyia yanbarensis, 1497 nucleotides long. RefSeq lists its product as uncharacterized. NCBI's taxonomy places the organism in Eukaryota, Metazoa, Arthropoda, Insecta, Diptera, Culicidae. Bases 95 to 1024 code for a protein of 309 amino acids. The transcript is spliced from 4 exons. The record is from RefSeq and is a predicted model, not a curated record.
UUUUCCCAGUGCAGACCUGCUCUCUUGGGCCAUUUGACGGUUUGGUAGUUCAGUUGUUUAGUGGUGCGUUUUUCACACCGAACAAAACAGCAGCAUGGACGAAAUCGAUACAAAAGUGAAGAAUUUUUUAAUUAAUUUCAACACAAGUGGUGUCGAGUUUAAUUGUUUGCCCUCCUUUUCCCUGCAACAAGAACUGCAACGCGACUAUUUGCGCUAUCGUGGCAUACACAAGUGUAAACUCAUUCUGGCGUGCAUUAUUUUCGCGCUCGGGAAGCAUUACUUCAGCUAUGUGUUUACAAAUGAAGAUUGCUUCCUUGAAAUGCCCCACCAGUUGCAGAGAUCAUUCCGCCCGCCGGAAAGUUGCAACUUUUGCAGAGAUAUUCGAAAUGUUCCACGCAUCACGAAUGUAGAUCCGGAUGAGUUCGAACAAAAAUACGCCUAUACCGGAGGACCGGUUAUUGUAACCGAUGCAACCGUAAAUUGGACGGCAACGGAGUAUUUCGAUUACUGGUUUUUCAAAGAAAUUUAUCAAACAUAUGGUCGACGAAAAGGGGCUAUCAAGUGUCAAUUUUUUCCGUACCAGACUGGAUUUCGUAAUAUUUAUGAGGCGUUGAGCUUAGACGAGGCACGUGUCCGCUAUGAGAUAGGAACCGAACCGUGGUAUUUUGGAUGGAGCAACUGUGAUCCGGUGAUACUGCAGAAGUUACGACAGCAUUACGGUAGACCUUACUUUCUGCCGAAAUCAUCUGAGAACAACGCUGUUGAUUGGGUCUUUAUGGGCGGACAUGGACUGGGUGCGCAUAUGCAUGUAGACAACGUCCGUUUGCCAUCCUGGCAGUCGCAGCUUAAAGGAGCGAAAGAAUGGAUUUUGGCACCUCCGCCUGAGUGCUACUACAGCUGUAACUUCAUGUCGGUCGUGGUGCAAACCGGAGAUACCAUUGUCCUAGAUACAAACAAGUGGUACCACAAAACCAACGUCCUUUCUGGUGAGAUCAGUAUCACAGUCGGUGCAGAGUACGACUAAGUAAGGCGACACUUUACUCACCUAGAUAUGAUUGUCGUUGCUGGUGGGAAUUCAACAAUAUCUUCUCUUAUCUCUAGAUCGUUGUAAAAGCUAACAACGUGCGGUUCGUUGUUUCGGAAGACACAAGAUCCAUUCGCCGAAGGAAUCCGGUGAUAUAGUGGGUCAUCGUCAUCUGAGAAUGAUACAAAUUGAUUUGAAUAAUAAAAUAACAGACUCCCUCGACUAUUGCUUCUACUUACCACAAGUCAUAGAACGUCCAAUCCACUGUCCGUCUUCGCAAAUAAUCUUCCAAGUGGUCUGCUCACCCGUUAUACUGGCAAUGCAAUCAAACGUAAUCUCUGUUCCUGAAUGAAAUCCUUCCUCACUGUCAUCGAUUUGUUCGCCAUUUUUGUACACCAAUGAACCAUGGAUCUUUCCCGGCGGUCCACAGUCCCUACCGUCGCUUUCAUCCUCGGAUGAAGUCACAUUGCUAC